AUGCAGCUCUUCGUCACCUCAUACCCUCCUCUUCUCCUCCUCCUCCUCCUCCUCGUACUCCUCCUGGCUAUCCUUCUCCAACUGCUCGGCUACCUGCAGCGGUGCCAGGACCCCAGGAAGGAGCCUCGUGCCCAUGGUCUUAAGGUCUACCCUCUCUUCGGCACGCUCCCACACCUGGUCAAGAAUCGGUACCUUUUCCUUGAGUGGUUGACCGGCGUCCUGCAGCGCAGCCCCACGCACACCAUAUCCUACAAGGCCCUCGGCUUCGGCGGCGGCGCCAUCACCGCCAACCCGGCCAACAUCGAGCACCUCCUCAAGACCAACUUCAACAACUACCCCAAGGGCGAGGCCACGGUGUCCAUGGUCGAGGACCUCCUCGGCGGCGGCAUCUUCAACUCCAACGGCGACCAGUGA
This is a messenger RNA of Miscanthus lutarioriparius, 414 nucleotides long. NCBI's taxonomy places the organism in Eukaryota, Viridiplantae, Streptophyta, Magnoliopsida, Poales, Poaceae. The record is from the annotation of a GenBank genome assembly.